CCUGGCUGUACCAACGUCUGCUACGACCACAUCUUCCCCAUCUCCCACAUUCGCCUUUGGGCGCUGCAGCUGAUCUUCYUCACCUGCCCGUCCCUGAUGGUGAUGGCUCAUGUGAAGUACCGCGAGGGGAAGGACAGGAAGCARGUGGAGCUGCACCAAGGCUCCCAUCUGUACGCCAACCCCGGCAAGAAGCGAGGGGGUCUGUGGUGGACGUAUCUGCUGAGUUUAGUCUUCAAGGCCGGAUUCGACGCGGCGUUCCUCUACAUUCUGUAUCGGAUCUACCACGGAUACGACCUCCCCAACUUGUCCAAGUGUUCGAUAGAACCAUGCCCCAACACCGUGGACUGCUUCAUCAGCCGUCCCACAGAGAAGAAGAUCUUCAUGCUGUUCAUGGUCGUGUCCAGUGCGCUCUGCGUCUUCAUGUGCCUCCUCGAGAUGAUCUACCUCGUCGGCAAGCGUGUUAUCAAGGUGAUACGGGUCCGGCACGAGAAGGAGAGGCGCGUGCUCGCCGACCAACACGAACUCCAGGACGUCGCGCCGCCACGGUCCCAGUACCGGAGGACCGACCCGACACUGGAUGAGAGCCAGCAGAGUCUGAACGGGGAGGAGAUAYUUAAAGAGGGGCAGAAAACGACUGUGCUUUAGGACACGUGGGUCGGCCAGCGAGGGACGUUURAUACAUGACCGAUUGAGUGGUUUUUGUGUGCACCCCGAAACAUUAACUACUGUCCACUCAUCAAGACUGCUGUCGGGUGGAUUUCCUGUUCCUGUGCAACAAACCGACGCAAACAAUCGGAUCAGAUUGACUUUUACACCAUGAAGGAAGCCUCAWGAAGUUAUCUGCAUCUUGGCCACUGUUUAACUUUCAGGGAAUUCUGUGCAAUUUCUCUUUUCGUAAGCCAAAAAACAUGGGUAACAACUGUGAUAUCUAUCCAGGCUGAGUUACUCCCUUUCCUCGAUUCGUCAAGCAUUUAAGCAUUUCCUCCACCUUAAAAUACAAGUCAGGAGAAAUCGUUACAUCAUAUUCUCCUGAUGUGUUCUCAGGACGUUGACUGAUCACAAUGACUUCAAACUAAACAAUAAACUGACCGAGAUAUUUAAUAACUUAAGACAGGAGUCAAAUGGGAAUAAAUAUUUGAAAGCCCAUAAGUUUAGAAAUACUCUUUCCAGUGAUGUCCGAACGUUUUAUCUGGUCUUUUGUUAAAAUAUAAAAUAAUGGCACAACGCUGCAGAACGUGGUAACAAAAACUUCAAAAAAUCAAAAAAAAAGUUAUUUAAUAUGAGCGUUUACAAUGAGAGCCUACCUGUAUAUCUUGUUUAAAAUAUGAUUGUUUCAUGUAUUUUUACUAGCUUUUAUAAAUUAUUUACGUUUUUUUGCUCCAAAGUGGCUGAUUUUUAUUGUUGGGGUUAAACAGAAUAAAAAUGAUUACACACUGCAGUGCUUUAUUUGAUCAUAAUAUUGUUGUCUUUUUCUAGAAUUCUUAAAGCACUUUUGUUGAUGUUUUUAUUAAUAAGUCAAACUGCGCCCUCGUGUGGUGAGUGAGGGGAAGACAUCUUAAAAUAAAAUAAAACAACAAAAAAAUCUAAGUCAGUAAAUUUGUUAUUAUUGUGAAUUGAAUGUUGUACGCUAAAACGCAGGUGUUUUUUUUGUGUGUGUGUGUGUGUGUAAUUACUUUAUAAUGUUGGACGUGUCGUUUUAAACGCUAACUCCACCCUCGCUGCCCCUUAAGCCGGGUAAUUACGCCGGCGCACCAAAAAGGAGCAGACCCAGAGGUUAUGGUCUAUAAAGCUCUCACCGAGGCAAAAACAACAGAAAUACGUUUGUGUUAGGAGGUUCGGAAGACUUCUCCACGCCACUUCAGAUGAAYGAAAACAUAAAUGUUYUCCGACGAGGAUGGGAUUCGAACCCACGCGUGCAGAGCACAAUGGAUUAGCAGUCCAUCGCCUUAACCACUCGGCCACCUCGUCAUGCCACGUCUCCGGAACAUGGCUACAACAAUCCGCCAGGUUGACGGUGCUGAAAGUUUCUUUUCUGUUGUGCGUGUUGUUGACUUUCACACGAAUUGUUACACAUCGUGAUUAAAGAGUGCUGUAUUCACAUAGCGUCAGAACGUGCACGUGUUCUUUUAUUAUAUCUAUGGUGUUCUUUGCUAGCUGCACAUAGAAAAAGUGUCUUACCUUUUCCGUACACGUACUGCUCGUUAUACUAGUCCUGUCGUCUAUAAACUUCGACGUUGCGUUGAAACAUUUAAAAAUGUAUAAAAGCAWAAACUGUUGCUGAAAAAUAAGGCUUUAUGCUAGCAAAACAUGUUAGUAAGUGUUCUUUCUCUGUAUUUUUAAUCUGUCGUUAAUGUGGACGUUGUCGCCACCUCGUGGACAAACUGGGUAUUACAACUUCGUCAUCUCUGUCAAUGGUUCCCAAAGUUGGGGAUCGAUGCCCACAGUGACCCGCAGAAACAUCAAGGUGGGGUCCUGAAAAUAUUUUUUAGAUUAAUUACAGAAAAAAAAGGACAAAAAAAUUGUCUUUGUUUUUACAAAAUGAUAAUAUUAGUGCACUUACAAUGGACAAAAAAUAGCGUAAUAAAUAAUGUUCCUAUGCUCUUAUUUGAUGUGAAAACAAGGUUUAUCAACCGACAACAGCUGGGGGCACAUGUCUCUGUUGCUGGUAUUUUGUGGGUCAAAAGCUGAAAAAGUUUGGGAACCAUUGAUCCAGAUUAAUGUUCUUUUCAAAACAAAUAAAAUCGAAUUACAGGAAUAUUAUUAGUAAUAUUGUUACGGCCCUGGGCCUUGUAAGCAGACACGUGUGUGUGUGUAGUGCUGCGCCUGCCCUCUUUUCUCUUUUGCGCAGGUGUUCUGGAUUAAGAGGGCCAGAUAUAAGCGACCCACAAGACGCACAGGGGGCGACUCGCAGAGGGAGAGAGCGAUCGGCUGUACAUUCAGAAGGGCGUCUGCGGUCGUGGGUGUGGACUGGUUUGGCGUCCUCCUCUUCCUCCUUCCUUCCACCAUGCUCUGGGCGCGUGGCACGGACUGGCGUCGCGUGCAGCGGAGCACCAUCUUUCAUUUUUCUUUUACUCUUAGUUUAGUUUAAAUAAAUGCUUUUGUUUUGAUAUUUUAA
Molecule: messenger RNA, 3115 nt
Organism: Austrofundulus limnaeus
Lineage: Eukaryota; Metazoa; Chordata; Actinopteri; Cyprinodontiformes; Rivulidae
Product: gap junction beta-4 protein
Biological process (GO): cell-cell signaling
Cellular component (GO): connexin complex
Molecular function (GO): gap junction channel activity
Source: RefSeq, a predicted model, not a curated record